AUGGCCACAAAACAGACCUUUCUGACUAUUGGAAUAUUUGCUUUAUGUUGCUUUAAUGUAUGUUUUUCCAUUAUUCCAGUGAAGGAAGAGGACCCAAGCUUCUGGAAUGUAAAGGGCAAAGAAGCUCUUCAUUUGGCUUUGAACAUGAAGCCCAACAUGCAUCGUGCUAAAAAUCUCAUUUUGUUUCUUGGAGAUGGCAUGGGAAUAAGCACUGUGACGGCAGCGAGGAUCAUGAAGGGUCAAAUGAAAGGAGAGACCGGAGAGGAGACUUCUCUGGCUAUGGACAUGUUUCCUCAUCUUGCUCUGUCAAAGACCUACAAUGUUGACCAGCAGAUGCCGGACAGUGCAGCGACAGCCACAGCGUAUCUCUGUGGUGUGAAGGCAAACUACGGCACGCUCGGCCUCAGCGCGGCCUCUCGACGCAAUGACUGCAGCACCAUUAAAGGCAACGAGGUCACAUCGGUUCUUCAUCGCGCAAAGAUGGCAGGGAAAUCUGUGGGCAUUGUGAGCACUGCACGUGUCCAGCACGCGUCACCUGCUGGCAGUUACUCCCACUCCGCGGACAGAGAUUGGUACAGCGAUAAUGAGUUGACAGCCGACGCCGUCGCGGGAGGAUGCAGGGAUAUCGCAUUUCAACUCAUCAAUAAUACAGAUAUAAAUGUGAUUUUAGGUGGCGGAAGGCAGUACAUGUUUCCUAAGGAAGUGAAUGAUCCUGAGUACUCAACAUUUACGGGGAGCCGACUGGACAAAACAAACCUUGUUGAAGAGUGGCUCAAAAACAGAAAAAACGCCAAAUAUGUUUGGAACAAGGCAGAAUUUGAUGAUGUCAAAGAAGCCAAAACUGAUUACUUGAUGGGGCUUUUCGAGCCAAAGGACACCAGGUACGAGUUGGAACGCGACCCAAAAAUGGAUCCAUCAUUGACAGAGAUGACAGAAAAGGCAAUUAAGAUUCUUCGCAAAAACCCUAAAGGCUUCUACCUCUUUGUAGAAGAUAACGGUAGAAUAGAUCAUGGCCAUCACGCAGGCCAGGCCAAGUAUGCUUUGACCGAGGCUGUGGAAUUUGACAGAGCCAUUGCGCGGGCAGCUGAACUGACCAGUGAACUAGAUACUAUGACCGUGGUCACUGCAGAUCAUUCACAUGUGUUUUCAUUUGGUGGCUACUCUUACAGGGGGAACCCAGUGCUAGGCACUUCCUAUAAAAAAGCUGAGGAUGGUAAACGGUUUACUACAACAUAUUACGGCAAUGGUCCGGGAUACCAGAUUGUGAAUGAUACUCGUCCUGACAUGAAUGACACAAUCUCAGGUAAUGACAAUUACCGUCAGCAGGCCGCAGUGCCUCUUGAUUCAGAAACUCAUGGAUCGGAGGAUGUUGCAAUUUUUGCCAAAGGUCCGAUGGCCCACCUCUUUCAUGGUGUACAGGAGCAAAGUUACAUCGCUCAUGCUAUGGCUUACGCAGCCUGCAUUGAACCUUACACUGACUGCAAGCUGGAAAAUUAUGCGUCCGGCACGAGGGUCAGCCUCCUGAUGCUGGUAUUGGGCUUGAUGUCAUCACUCACAUCUCUGAUAUAA
Molecule: messenger RNA, 1569 nt
Organism: Triplophysa dalaica
Lineage: Eukaryota; Metazoa; Chordata; Actinopteri; Cypriniformes; Nemacheilidae
Gene: alpi.2
Product: alkaline phosphatase, intestinal, tandem duplicate 2
Exons: 11
Coding region: 1-1569 (522 amino acids)
Biological process (GO): dephosphorylation
Cellular component (GO): plasma membrane
Molecular function (GO): alkaline phosphatase activity
Source: RefSeq, a predicted model, not a curated record